Dreissena polymorpha is the source of this 4218-nucleotide messenger RNA. RefSeq lists its product as uncharacterized. Lineage: Eukaryota; Metazoa; Mollusca; Bivalvia; Myida; Dreissenidae. The coding region runs from base 237 to 3380 and encodes 1047 amino acids. The record is from RefSeq and is a predicted model, not a curated record. The transcript has 3 exons.
UGCAUUUACAAAUUAAUAAUGACGCCUAAAUACGGACGAUGUACAAGUUUAUAGUGUGUAAUAAAAUAUAUUCAGCAUAUGUGUAUGUAAUACGUGCUAAAAACUUAUUCUAAAUGUGUAUUCAUGGUUAUAUGCGAUUAAUGGAUUGAAGGUCAUACGAAAGAUUAAACGAGGCUACAAACACACCAGACCCAGAUCAAGACUAUGCGAAUGUAUUUAAGCUGUAAAUAUAAUUGAUGUUAAACGGUUUCAUUAUGGCCACAAAUGUGCACAACUCCGAGAAAGGCACUGAGAAUUGGACGAAGUUACACAAGUUGUUCAAACUUGGAAAUGAAAUAUGUAAGCGGCUGCUAUUCGACUGCAUUCAACAGACGGGUUGUCAAGAUCUCCGCACAUUUCUGAGCAAACAUGAAUCAGAUCUCAAGCUGAAACUUAAUCGGAAUCGAGAGCAAAUCGCUUUGCUGUUUCCGGGCGCUCCCCUAGAGCCGAAUAUUAAAGACUGGGACAUUUCUCUAGUUGCAGUUGUGUUACGAAAGUGUUGCAAUCUACCUUCGACUGAGUAUCAAGCCUUAAAUGCUUUUACUAAAAUGAGGAAUAAAAUUGCACAUUUGGCAGAACCAAAUCUAGAUGAGCAAGAGUUUCUGACUUAUCAAAAGGAAUUCAAGAGGACAGUAAAAGUACUUUUGAACCAUAUAAAGGAUCCACAAUUCAGGGAUGAGAUUUCUAAAUCUGCCAAAACUAUAACCCUAGGAACACCAGCUACUGUAACCCUAGUUGCUGUCCAGACGUUUUUGCUAAAAAUCUACGAGCAACUUAAUGAAAUUCAAGUUCUGAAAAUUGUUUUUAAGACUGUCAAUGUGAACAAGGUUUACGUGGAUUCAAACAUAGUCAGCGUUAAACGCCGGUAUGGAUUUUCGGUUGACGAGAGCAGUGAUGACCGUCAGAGGGUGACCACGUACCGAGAAUUCUUCGGUGAAACUCCGACAAAUGUAUACUUGCUAGGUUCUUCUGGCCGAGGGAAGACAACAUUUUGUCAUCACAUGGUUGAUCAUUGGUGUCAGGAAAUCCGCUCCAAACACGGAGGAGCUCCUGAACAAUCCGAAGAAACAUACCUAUCAGACACGUUUGAUUUCAUCUUUUUCAUAUCCUUGGAAAAGGCUGGUUCCAUUGCAGACAUGAUCAGGAGGCAGCUCUUCAUUGAAAAUCAGCACUAUUAUGAGUUCGUUAUGAAGUACUUGUUGACGAAUGCCCAUAGAGUUUUGCUGGUAUUGGACGAUUUGGAUGAAUGGCAAAUGAUAAAUCCUGGAACAUUGCCUAGCCGAGAACAUUUAAACCAAUGUAUUACACUUAUUACACUUCGACAUUCGGAGAUUAGCACGAUACCAUUGAAAAGCAAAGACUAUUUGUAUGAGAUAAAGGAACUCUGUGAAGAAAGCGUCCGAAAGCUUGUGGAAAAUAUUGCAGUACAAUUGUGCGGGGACCGAGACAAAAGACGAGUACAUAAAUGCCUAGAAGAUUUGCAAAAACAACACAUUAACGAAAUCCCAAUGGUUUUGACAUUCUCCGUGUUUAGUUGGUACAAAUACGAAAGUAUUGGGCAAUCCAGAGUUGACACACAUGCCCGUAUCAUACGAUUUCUAUUGUCUACACUUAACAACGAACAUGUACAAGACGAUUGUCCAAAGUUGAUCGAAAAGCUUCCGCCAAUAUUUAGCGCAUUGGAUCUAUCUAAGGCAUCCAAACAUAUUAUUUUAAGGUUAUCUAGUUUUGCAUUUGAGUUUUUGAGUGACCAUGGCCCUUCGACCUCCGAAAAAGACCUGGCGGGACUUCUAGGUGUUGACAUUCUUCGAUGUUGCUUACGGACAGGCUUACUGGUUAUUACACGACGGUAUGAAUCGCAGGUCACAGACGAUUUGUAUGUGAAAUUCUAUCACAGAAGCAUUCAAGACUUCUUGGCCGCUACAUUCAUCGCGACCGGACCAUCAAAAGAACAACGCCUUUCGAAAUUGUUGAACCAUACGUCAACAUACCAGCGGAUUCUCGAUUGUUCUGAUGUAUUCGUAUUUGUGUGUGGAUUGAUGCCGGAACACACAAGUAAACUUUCAAAACACAUAACAGACGUUGCCUCACAAUCCAAGGAAAUUUUAGCAUUCCGUUACAGUCUGGACGAAAGAUACAGUUUUGCUCGAGGGCGGCACAUGUCCACAUAUAAAUUUGUGAAAAUGACUCAAAAAUUGCAACUUAGGUGCUUAAGAGAAGCUGAGAACAACCUGAAAUUUUCUCAACAAAAGCAAUUUGUCGUAGAGACUGCAUACGGUGUACCGUAUUACAAUGCUAUACAAAAAGAUCCAAUUACCAUUUCUCUAUCCGACGUAAUGAUGACUGAUACAGUAGACGACAGAAUUGUUACGCUUGCAUUAAAACAAGAUCCGCAUGAUGUCAAGUCAGUUUUUGUUGACAUGCCCCUUGUUGCUCAAACAGAUACUGUACAACGUAUUAUUGCGAAAGCAGAUUCACUUGUUCGACUGCACCUGGACGAAAGUUGCUCGAAAAUUAUAUAUUUGUUGGGAGAAAAGAAGUUUCAACUCUUGCAAUCAUUGACAAUCAGCUUAACGCCCUUACCAGACAACAAUAAUAUCCCGUUGUGGUUAUUGAGACUCCCUUCUCUUAAGUUCCUUUCGAUGAGCGUUCACGAAAAUCACGAUAAAAUUGAUCAAAUUAUGGACGGUCUUUGGUGGAGAUUUAAUCUUCUAGAAGUACACCUGGAACGAGUUCGCUGUGUGGACCACCUGCAUAACACAAACGAAUGUACAUACGAACUAGAUCUGAGAAAACAUUCACACCUCAAACAUUUGAGAAUUGGAGAAGUGUAUGCUAACGCUAUAUAUGUUCCAAUCUCUGUGCAAUAUUUAGCGGUAAGUGGCAAAACGAAAAACGUCAGCUCAAUCUGGCGUUGCCUAAAUGUUCCAACUAACAAUGUCGUUUCUUUAACGAUUGGCCAAGCGCCGUUUAUUUGGGAACAACAUGAUUUCCAUGCACUGUAUGAGUUGAUGCCUAAGCUGAAUCUUUUGAAAUUUUUGACCUUGUUAGGAUUCAAAUACUAUGGCCUAGUAUUCAGCCCAAGUGCAAGACUGAAGGAAAUAUUCCUGUACGACGUUAUGUUUGACAAAAAUGGAUGGAUGAAAUUCCUCGACAGUUUGAAUAUGGCAAGCGGUCGCAAAACAGUAAUAGAGAUUGUAGACUCGUUUGUAUUCAUCCUCCAAGGUGAAACUAUUAAUGUUGUAACGGAUGACGAAAUCAUUGGUCGAAUACAAGAACAAUUCAAUGAAGUCAGCACGACACGGACAUCUUUAAAAUCUAAAACAAAACGGCAGCAAUAAGGGACAUGACGUUACAAGUUUUAUUUACAACAUAAAUGAUCUUAACAUUAAAAUAAUAAGAGAGAGCAUUUAUUCCUUAUAAACCAUAACUUGGUCUGAUGUGCGCAUAGAGUAUGCAGUCGAUAUAAACGACAUUAUUCAAGUUAGAAACGAAACUUUAACACAUCUUUCCCCAUCUUGUAACAGACAGUUGCACUGACACGUUAUUACUGUUUCAAAAGUUUCAAAUAUACUUCAUGUGCUCAAAAUCGUCAUAUUUUGUUAUUGUAUAGAUUCAUUUGCUUGUACUGACUUCAAUCGAUGACAAUACAGAUAUGCGCAUAAAUUGCGAGCAAUCUCACAUCGUGUGUGUUAAUUUCGGUGAUAUUUUUUAGUGAUUUAGUGUGGUUUGUCGUAUUUAUAGCGUUCGUAUGCAGAUGAAACGAACGGAAGGUUUUAUACGUUUAUACAAUUAUUGUCACUUAGCAGCGGAGUUUUAUUUACAUGUACAUUUAAUACAAAACUAUAUUGAUUAUUAUGAUGACAAUGAUGAAACAUGUAGUGAUGAUAUUCAUUCUUAAUUAUGUUAAUCGUUUAAAGACAAACUAACACCAAUGAUUACUUUUUAAACAUUUGCAUUGAUAUUUUGUCAUACAUAUUUAACAUUACUGUUUAAAUGUACAUGUACUAAGAUGUUACAAUGCAGAACCUCUAUACAAAGACCACCUAGCCAUUAAGGCGAAUUUUUUUAUAAAGUUCCUUGGUUGGUAUUAUUAGCGGGAUUUUACUGUACCACGUUAAAUGUUGAGACUGAUUCGCGAGAGCAAAUAACUUGAAUAAAAGUGGACUUAAGUGUUAA